Carassius carassius (crucian carp) is the source of this 1062-nucleotide messenger RNA. RefSeq lists its product as uncharacterized. The transcript is spliced from 6 exons. Bases 7 to 1062 code for a protein of 351 amino acids. The record is from RefSeq and is a predicted model, not a curated record. Lineage: Eukaryota; Metazoa; Chordata; Actinopteri; Cypriniformes; Cyprinidae.
AUUCAUAUGCUAGGACACCCCCCCCCCAAAAGUGUCAGAGUGAUGUAUGCACAGGGGAUAGUAGCUUUGUUUCCCUAUCUAGAAGACCCAUACUCACAACAUGGAUAUGAACAUUACUACGAUCCAGAGAGUGGUUCAGGAUACCUUGCAUGGAGAUUGAAGACAAUACAAAGAAAAACAGCAGAGGAAAGGGGUGCCUCAGUCAGCAAAUCUCCUAAAGUUGGUGGGCCAGGUCGUGUUCGUCAGCCCUUCACCUUUGACAGAGAGCCAUCUGAUGAGGAUGUGGAAGCAGCUAUUGCCGUUUUGAGACACUCUGCUGAUGAAAAGACUGUCCGUGAGAAGAUGAAAAUGACCUUCAUAUAUCGGCAAGCAAUGGUCAACGAUGAAGCCAAAUCAUCAGAUGUCUUCUCGGUCUUCCCACGAUUUCUGGACACACCAGGACUGAUAGAACAAGAUUUCAGAUUUCUGUUUGGUGAGGCCACGGCCAACAAAUUCUUGGAGAAGUGGCCAACCACUUUUAAAGCAAAAGUAAUAAAGGAGAGCCAUGGACUUGUACCCACCACAGAACUCUUGGAUUUGAUGUGCAAUGCUAAGUCAGCUGCUGAAGUUGAGAAUGGCUGGGACAGUGACAUGUCGGCCAUCUUGCUGCUGCUACAUCUGCUGCCACCAUCUGCACAAGGUAGAAAGAGGCCGGGAAAGCUUUCUGCGUAUCAAGCUGUAGAUCAGCUCAUCAGAUUUCAAAAGGUUGGAACCAGUGUGCAGCAGCAUCUAGACAACAUCACCCAAAGCAGUCAGCCCUACCUUCUCGCCCAGGGAUCCACACAGAGCACCAUUCACUCCUACUUCAUUGUGGUUGACAAGCAUGCACUUCCAUGCAAGGCAACAGGUUCAGUUGGAGCUUUUGACGAACUCUUUAAAGCCCAUUACGUCUUUAGUACGUCAUACAGUUCUUCCCUGAGCAGCUUUUUCACAUUUGUGCAAACAACCAUCUAUAACAUCGACAUGGGGGAAACAAAGGAGACCCCUAGAGUUGCAGAAUUGCGGGCAAGGAUGGUGCGUUAG